This is a messenger RNA of Ambispora gerdemannii, 2442 nucleotides long. The record is from the annotation of a GenBank genome assembly. NCBI's taxonomy places the organism in Eukaryota, Fungi, Glomeromycota, Glomeromycetes, Archaeosporales, Ambisporaceae.
AUGUCAGUCAAGUCUAAUGUUGAAAAAGGUGGAGGUGUUAUCACUUUCGAUAUACCUUUACAGAAUCCCGAAAAUAAUGUAGUAUUUGUACCAAAUCUCCUACAAGGCUUUCAACAAGAAGCCUCUGCCAAUGAAAAUAUGGAUCUGGAUAGUUUGGAACCGAGCCCUUCCGAUGACAUUAACACGAAAACUUUUGAAGAAUAUAUUAUCGCAGAAACAGAGCGAUAUUUGACUAAUCUUCAAAACAACACAACACCAGCGAACUCCGAAUUCUAUGCAGUUUCCCGUCCAAACGCGUCUCAAGAGUACUUUGGUGCAGCUACUUUUAAAGUGCCCGAACAAUUUAUAACAUUAUUCAAGCCUGCAACGCCAAUCGGCUCCCCUGAUAAACCACCGAAAAAGAGACAAGCUGGACCUGGAAGACCUCGAAAAAAUUUACCACAAGAACCCAAGAAAAUUACAAGUACACCUAGGGAACGAAAAAAAGAUUCGGUGGCGGCGGCAGUUUCGGAAACUUCCACGGAACCUCGUAAAAUACAAAGAAAGAGGAAAGCUGGUAUUGUUUCCAGUGACUCCAAAGAAACAAAACCAAGGAAACGUGCAACAAAGGCAAAAGUACAAGAAGAAGAAACAAAAAUUGAGAAUAAUAAAAAAUAUGAUUCAAGCAAGAACGGAAAUGAGAAAUUUACUGAAGAGCAACGAAAUGCUGAUAUUUUAAAAAAUAAAAUCAAUAAUAAAAAUAAUACAAAUAAUGCAAAGAAGGAUAAUCAAAAUGAAAAUGGCCAGGAUACAAAAUAUUCAUCUAGCGAUGGAACUGCACUUCGUCAAGCUAUAGAAGAACAAUUUGAAAGUUGUUUCUCCUCAAGUUCGCUCACUACUUCAUUUUCAUCAACGCCAGAAGAAGGAUCACCGAUCGAUACUCCCACUCCAUCUCGGCCUUCAACUCCUAACAAGAGACCAACCAUUGCUGCCAUCACCAACACCGAUCUACUCUUUAGACUUUGGCAAGCAAGUGGUCAAGCAGCUCUAGAAUCUUCGAAAGUUUGUCUUGUAAAUGGAACAGCGACUGGAAUUGGAUCAUAUACUGUUCUCGAUGGAAAAACGGUUGAAGCAUCAGAUAUUGGAAAUAACUUUUUCUUGGAUGCAGAAAGCAUUGAAGCAUCUAGAGCCGAACGAGUUGCUAUUCUCUUGCAAGAAUUGAAUGAUGAUGCUAAAGUGAUUACCACUGACCUCCAUGAAAAACCACUACUUAAGCUAUCCGACAUAUUAUGGAACGCCAAAAUACCAUUGGUAGUUGUUCGUAUUGUGGGAUUUAUUGGGUACAUACGCGUGGUAUUGCCUGAACAUACAGUCGUCGAAACUCACCCGGAGAAUAUUUCCGAUCUUCGACUUGACACUCCAUUUCCUGCUUUACUCGAAUAUGCCAAAAGCUUUGAUUUUGAAAAAUUGGAAAGUCUUGAACAUAGUCAUAUUCCUUUUGUGGUGAUUUUGUUGAAGUAUUUGGAUCAGUGGCGAAAUGAGCAUGGAAAUAAACUACCUAGCACAUCAGCUGAGAAGAAUGCAUUCAAGCAAGCAAUAACAAGUGGUAAACGCGUUCCAGACGAGGAGAAUUUCGAUGAAGCAUUAGCCGGUGUAUGGAAAGCAUGUUCUGUGACAAAAAUUCCUUCUGAGGUUGAGAGAAUCUAUAAUGAUGCUGCGUGCUCAAAUAUUACUUUCGAAUCUUCUAGUUUUUGGAUUAUUGCUCGUGCAAUUCGUGACUUUGUGGAGAAUGAAGGUCAUGGAUUAUUACCAUUGGCUGGAAGUUUGCCGGAUAUGAAAGCUGACACACAGAGCUAUGUUGCAUUGCAAAACAUCUAUCGCCAAAAAGCUAAAGAAGAUAUUGCAUUAGUCCGUGCCCAUGUUCAUAAAAUCCUGUCAUCAAUAGGAAGACCGAUUGACUUUAUCUCUAAUCAGGAAAUCGAAAGUUUCUGCAAGCACGCAGCAUUUAUUAAAGUGAUUCGCUAUCGAUCGCUACAAGAAGAAUACAUAAAUAAUCCAAAAAAAUCCGAGAUUGCACGAUGGAUACGUGAUCCUGAUGACAAUAUUGUUCAUUAUUUAUUAAUCCGUGCAAUUGAUCAGUUCUAUGAAAAAUAUCAGCGUUAUCCAGAUGCUGCGACAUUGGACGAGGAGGAUGGAGGUAACGAAUCAGAGUUUAUUAAUUUUAAAUCGACAGUUAGUAAUUUAUUCAACGAGUAUGGUAUCAAAGAAAUACCCACUCAUGUUGAUGACUUUAUACAUGAAACAUGUCGUGCUGGAGGUUCUGAAAUACCAAAUAUCGCAUCACUCUUGGGUGGUCUCGUGUCUCAAGAAGUCAUAAAGCUAAUUACACAACAAUAUAUUCCAAUUGAUAAUACAACCGUAUUUCAAGGGAUAAGAUCUACUUCUACUACGUAUUCUCUGUAG